This is a messenger RNA of Bombyx mandarina (wild silkworm), 1611 nucleotides long. RefSeq names its product cytochrome P450 4V2. The record is from RefSeq and is a predicted model, not a curated record. Gene Ontology annotation, molecular function: iron ion binding; heme binding; monooxygenase activity. Lineage: Eukaryota; Metazoa; Arthropoda; Insecta; Lepidoptera; Bombycidae.
UUUUAUCAAUACGAAUUUUUAAUUGAAUUACGUUCAUAACAAAAGAAUAAUAAUAUUAAUCUAAAAUUUAAUCCUUCUAUAAUGUUAGGAAUCGUUCUGUUUCUGAUUAUAUUAUUCGGGUUGUUGUGGAAAUUAACUGUAGAGGUGAAAGAAAACUCCCCACCCACAUUUUCUGGUUGGGUUCCAAUAAUUGGGCAUCUGUAUAAAAUUAUUGGCGGCGGUGAACGUCUUUCCCGAACGCUAUUCGAUUUAGGCGAAGAAUGUGAACGAAAAGGAGGUGUUAUUGGUUUUUAUGUCGGAGCUCAACGCCACUUUGUUAUCGUAGAUCCGGAAGAUGCCUUGACAGCAGCAAACUCAUCUCUCUCAAAGCACGCUAUAUUCAAACAAGCCGAACCGUGGCUUGGGAACGGGCUAAUUACAUCAGGAGGCUCAACUUGGAAAAUGCACCGUAAACUUAUGAAUCCUGCCUUUCAUUUGAACGUGGUAUUGGGCUAUUUGGAUUUAUUCAACAAUCAAGCCAGGAGUCUAGUGGAAAAUUUGGAAGACGAAGUGGACAAAGAACCGUUCAAUGUAUUUCAAUAUUUGUCCCAAACAUCAUUGAAGACAAUCUGCUCAACCGCCUUCGGCAUAAAUGUGGAUCAAGACAGUGAGUUCUGCAACAAAUACAUACAUGCAUGUGAAAAAUUAAUCGGCAUACAAACAAGAAAAUUCCAGAACAUAUGGCUUCAAAGCGAUUUGAUUUACAGACUUAGUGGCUUCAAAAAGAAAGAAGACGAACUAAUAAAAUAUGUCCAUCAGCUAUCCAAUUCGAUAGUCCAAAGAAAAAGAAUGGAAAGGAAGGAAAGACAUAAAGAAGUUAAAUCAGCAACUAAAAUGCAAUCGUUGAUCGAUUUACUGUUGAAUUUAUCCGGAGAUCAAGUCUUCUCACAAGAAGAUAUUAGAGAAGAAAUCGACACAGUAAUAGUUGCAGCAUUUGAUACCACGUCUUGGAGCCUCACGUACGCGCUCCUCGUUCUAGGAUCGAUGCCGGAGAUACAAGAAAAAGUUGCCAAAGAGAUUGAAGAGGUUUUGGGACCUACCGAUCGAAAUCUUGAUAAAGAUGAUUUGCAGAAACUGGUCUACACGGAAGCAAUGAUAAAAGAAGUUCUACGACUUUACAAUGUACUACCGGCCGUUUUACGACAUAUUACUGAAAAAGUACAAUUAAAAAACUACACAAUGUACCCGGGUGACCAAUGUAUGAUUCUCAUAAAUAACUUGAACCGGCAUAAAGCUUGGGGUCUGGACGUCGAGCAGUUCCGACCGGAGCGCUGGUUGGGAGAGGCGGAAUUACCAGAACACCACAGUGCCUAUUUUGCCACUUUUGGAAUAGGACGGCGUUUUUGUAUAGGUAGAAUAUUUGCUAUGUAUUCAAUGAAGACCAUUCUCGUUCAUAUCUUGCGUCGCUACAGCGUCAAGUCGGACCUUGCUAAGUUAAGGCUGACAUCAGAUUACGUCACUAAGCCUGUUUCGGGUCACUUUAUAACCAUUACACGAAGAAUUAAUGUUGUCAAUUAAAUUCGAUUUUUUAUAUUGAAUGCGCCUUUGUAUUUAUUUCAACUAUACUCUAUU